CAUCUUAAUAUUAUACCAACAGAACUCUACUUUUACUUUGAAUAUUACGGUACAUUAUUCAUUUAACACAAGACAGAGGGAAUUUCAGCCUUCAGGUUUUACUGUUGUUGAAGGAUUUUUUUCCGGAAUUGUAAAAAUUGUCAGACUAUUUGAUGUCUGACAAGGGGUUUUACCUGCAUUAAUCGGAAAGAAAGUUUUCAGAAAUGUCAUUGAGUGACAGUGAUGGGGAAUUUUUUGAUGCAAGAGAAGAAGUUAGCUCUCCAAGGCCAUGUCAAAAGCCUGUUUCUGAAUUGGUAUCUUCUCUGAAGGAAGCAAAAAGUGAAAUUUCUUUACCCACAGUUCCUGACAAUGAACCAAUACAGAAAGAGGAAGUUGUUCCUGAAUCAAAGCAUGAAAAUGUGAUGAAAAAUGAACAUGAACUAACAUUAGAGCAAGAGGAAACAAAUGAUGAGCAAGUACUUGAUAACCAUGAUGAGCCUGAUUCUUCUAAAAUAAAUGUAGAACCCGAUAAAUAUGCAGAUGGAGACUCAAAUAGUCAGAUUGGCUCACCCAAACUAGAUGAUAAAAAUACUACGAAACGAAAAGAAAUGACACCGACUAUAACUGUUGAAAACACACCAAUGUCUGGGCAAAAGCCUGAUUUACUUGCCUGCGUUCAAGAUCGACCAACUAACUUGCCUGGAGUCAAACCAGUGGAUGUUAUCACUCGUCCAACCAUGCCUCCUCCACCACCACCUGGGCCAAGGAAGAUUCCGCCAUCAAGACCAGCGCCUCCAAAACGGCCACCGCCACCCAAAAGAACACACUUGACUGCUAGGUCUGCGAAGCCCUAUUUGAAUGAAACUGAUGAUGGCCUUUUGACUCCAAAUUCAACUGUUGAUAAUUUAACAAGAGAAUUUACAGAAGCUUUGGAACAUGAUAGAAGUAUUAAUAAACAGCAGGCAAAUGAAGAAUCUAUACAUACUGACAGCCCAGAAUUCAUAGUAUCUCAUGAAGUAUCAACGAAAACUAUAGAGCAAACUGAACACAGUAGUCACAUUGGAUCAGCAUCAACUGUGAACACGCAUACAUCACCAUCAAGUUCAUUACGAAGGGAAGAAGAUAUCUUGGCAAGUGUUAUAGUAAAAAAUUUGGACACUGGUGAAAGUAUGCCACUGAGUACAGCAGCAGAACAUGUUUCUCAGUUUAUAAAUCCUCUAGCAUUGCAAAUCAUGAGUAGAACGAAAGAGUUUUCAUAUUCUGGAGGCUCAAACAACAGUACAAUGAGUUCUCAUGAUGGUCAGAUGAACACGGCAUCAGCUAUUUCACAAUCUGUUUACGUCGAUAGUGAUUCUCUGUCUAUCGCUAGUGACGAUAUUGAUAUAGGUAAAGAUGCGUCACAACAUAAACAUAAAGAAGGCAAGAAACUGAAAUCGAAAAGCAAGAAAUUCAAAAAAAUGGUUGGAAAAGGAGUAUCUAAAGUGAAGGUUGCGGCAGGAACGCAAGUAGAAAAAGCGGUGCAAAAAGUGAAACAUGUGAAAGAUGAAGUUACUCACACUGAUCAGCUGAAUGUAUCGAGUGAUGAAGAUUCAACUGAAUUUGGUUCGUCUUCAACUAUUAAAGUAAAAGCAGCUUCUAGUAAUAAAGGACCUUAUCAACUUUCACAUCCUAAACAAAUUCAGGAUAUUGCGGUUCAUGUUGGUGCUGUUUGGUGCAUGAAGUUCAGUCAUUGUGGAAGAUUACUUGCAACCUCAGGACAAGAUAAUGUCAUCUGGGUUUGGGUGCUGAAAGAUUUUUAUAAUUAUUUUAAUGAUAUGAGGAACAAAUAUGACAAUAAAGACGAUGAAUUAUUCAAUGCAUCAUCCAUGAAGCACGUUGUGCAUUCGUCAUCGUCAAAUUCAUCAGAUUUUCAUCAGAAUUCUGAAGACGAUGUUUUUAAUUCUGAACCACAAAUGAGGCCGAGUCAGUUAGAAGAGGAUGAAGAAGAGGCUCCUUUCAGACAGGUCCCAUUCUCAUCGUAUGUUGGUCAUGCUGCUGAUGUUUUAGACUUGGCAUGGUCGAAGAAUUUUUUCAUUUUAUCAUCUUCCAUGGAUAAAACUGUGAGGUUGUGGCACAUAUCAAGAAAAGAAUGUUUAUGUUGCUUCCAACAUAUUGACUUUGUAACUGCAAUUGCUUUUCAUCCGAGGGAUGACAGGUAUUUUCUGAGUGGUUCAUUAGAUAGCAAACUAAGGUUAUGGAAUAUACCAGACAAGAAAGUAGCACUGUGGAAUGAAGUAUCUCCUGAUGGAUCAUCAUCAUCAGGCUCUGUUGGAGGAGCAUUGAUCACAACAGUUAAUUUUUGUGAAAAUGGUAAAUUUGCGGUAUGCGGAACUUAUGAUGGAAGAUGCAUAUUUUUUGAUACAGAGCACUUGAAAUAUCACACACAAAUCCAUGUUCGGUCAUCCAGAGGUCGAAAUACGAAAGGUCACAAAAUUACAGGAAUAGAACCGUUGCAAGGAGAACAUAAAAUUUUGGUAACGUCAAAUGAUUCUCGAGUACGUCUAUAUGAUUUGAGAGAUUUGUCAUUAGUUUGUAAAUACAAAGGACACACAAAUCUUAGCAGUCAAAUUAAAGCCAGUUUCAGUCCUGAUUCAAAGUACAUCAUCUGUGGAUCAGAAGAUAAAUGUGUUUACAUGUGGAGAACCAGUUUACCACAGGAUGUAACUAAACUAUCAUCACUGCGAAGAGAUCGUAAUGACUCCUGGGAAAGUAUGAAAGCUCAUGAUGCGGUCGUCACUUGUUCCGUCUUUGCUCCUCAUCCACAGCUUUUAUACAAGAACGACGAUACUGAUAAUAAUACAGAGACAAAAACCAAAUCAAAACCGCAAUCUAUUUUAUCUUUAUCUUCCAAAAAACAUCCGCAAGAAGUCAACGUAAUUGUAUCUGCUGAUUUUAAUGGUUGCAUAAAAGUAAUAGUCAGUGGACAAUGAUGAAGAGUUACUGUGUUUCAUUUCAUUUUGCUGAUUUUACAUAUGCUUCACAAAUUUUCAAUGUGGAAUUGAGUACUGUCCAUAUUUAUCAUUUAUCUGUUCGAAAUUCAGGAAAAAGUCUCAAAAUAAUGUUAUGCUGUGCUGAUUUGCAGUCCUGUAAUUGAAUGACAAAAUGAAAUCAUGUAUGAAACUAUCAACGCCUCUGAAUGAUUAUACAAUCAGUUACAUACAGCUCAUCUGAUUGCAGUGCAAUAAGUGAAUAGGCAGGAUGCAUUCAAUGCUAGGCAUGUAACCCACGGAGUGGUGGUUAUCAUAAUCUGUGGUCGCCUGCUCUUUUAUAAAAAUAUUUUAUUUUGCUUUUAAACGCAUUUACAUAAUUUAUUUAUGCGCCAUGUUUAACAGAAGUGAAAGAAUAUAUGUAUUGCAGUUGAAGAAAUAAACGAAUCUUCGCUUCAAAUUAUGUAGUAAUGAAUGGUAUAUAUGAGAAGGCUUUUGCUUGUGGCCUCAGAUAACCUCUCUGUGCUGAGUGUGCUCCCUGGUGGAGCCGAAGGCACAGUUUGAGAAACUCUGCUUCAAUAACCACAGAGAAUUUAGUGGUCUCACCUAAUUUUUCUACUUCUCCCUUGAUUGCAAAUUAAAAAGGAUAAAUUUUUGUGUUGGCCCUAUAAUUUUUGACUCUAUGAUUCAGUCCUAUACGUACUUGUUUUUUUAGUAUGUUUUCAUUUUGCUGAAAUUCUGAGAGCAAAGCACUAAACAUUUUUGUGCAUUAUAGACAUAUUAGAUGUAUGGCUUUAACACAGCGUGCAAUAUAGUAAUAAUGUCUCAUAUUCCUGAUGUUUAUGUAGCUUUCGAAAGACUUUAUUUGUGAGAGAAAUACAACAGCAAGAGACAGUUUAUAAGUUAUACGUCCCAAGACGAACGUUUUGAAAAUGCCAAUCGAGUGUUGACAAGUUUUCUGCUAUUUGUAUACUGUUUUACUUUUUAGUUUGUCACUUCCCGUUUCAUAAUAAUGAAAUUUAAUGCAGUACUCUAGUGGUUCUAGUCCUUCCAUUGUUGUUUUUCUUGGCAAAUAAAGAUUUUCUGAAUUA
Styela clava is the source of this 4036-nucleotide messenger RNA. Its product is annotated as WD repeat-containing protein 44-like. The record is from RefSeq and is a predicted model, not a curated record. Gene Ontology annotation, molecular function: protein binding. NCBI's taxonomy places the organism in Eukaryota, Metazoa, Chordata, Ascidiacea, Stolidobranchia, Styelidae.